This is a messenger RNA of Meyerozyma guilliermondii ATCC 6260, 1236 nucleotides long. RefSeq names its product phosphatase PAP2 family protein. Gene Ontology annotation, molecular function: inositol phosphoceramide synthase activity. Gene Ontology annotation, cellular component: inositol phosphoceramide synthase complex. The transcript has a single exon. Lineage: Eukaryota; Fungi; Ascomycota; Pichiomycetes; Serinales; Debaryomycetaceae. Gene Ontology annotation, biological process: inositol phosphoceramide metabolic process; sphingolipid biosynthetic process. The record is from RefSeq and is a predicted model, not a curated record. The coding region runs from base 1 to 1236 and encodes 411 amino acids.
AUGAACUUUCAUUAUGCUAUUGACCCUCGACUGGUACUACUGCCGUUCCAUUGGUGCCUAAAAUUCAUCAACCAUCUUCGAUAUACAUGGCUUAAUGGACGACUGACAACCCGGGCAACCGUGGACGUAUUUAUCAACUUGCUGCUCGUACUAUUGUGGAUAAUACUUUCCAAAGUGGUGCUGUGGAUUCCUAAUCUGAUUCGACCUCCUAUUUAUGUGAGAUUAUGCAUGCGUCUUGACGAAUAUGUAUUCUCGAUGCACCCCUAUUGGAUGGGUUCAAUUCUCUCUUUAAUAUGCAUUUGUGCCGGUGGUUGGCUUAUCUAUAACAAGUUUUAUCGGCUGAUUUCAGUGGUGUUACCCAAUGCCAUUGAAUUGACCAAAAUAGGACAUCUGACAGAUGUAAGUUCCACGAGCUCUUCGGAAAUGGAACACGAAAUAGGUUUCAAGCUGUGGAUGGAUGAACCUUUCUCCAAACAUGAAUUUGUACGCUCGUACAAAUAUGCUCCAUUAAUCUUGUGUUUUUCGAGUUGGUUCUUGCUCAACUUGGUGUACCGAUUUCACAAAAAUUACAAUAUCGUCAAGGGAAUCAUUGCAUGGGCAUUUUAUGUGGUAUUGCACUUCUUGGUACCCAUAGUGACUUCGCUAUGGCUUUACUUAUUCCAACCGCAAGGAGCAACUGCCUUAUUUUGGUGGAAUUUGGGACUGCAAAAUCUCAUGGCUCUUAUAACCCAUUUCAUUUUCCCCAACGCUCCACCUCUCUAUAUUCGAGUAUAUGGUGACAACAAACCUCCCUCAUACGAUAUGAAGUUCACCGACGGUAUCAGUCGUUCUGACAUGAAAAUAGGGCCCCAUAUUCACAAAGCGGUAUACUGGGCAACACCAUCCAAAUUCGGUGCCUUACCAUCACUCCAUUCAGCAACUGCAGUUACUGCGUUUUUAUUUGCGUGCUAUUAUUCUCGUUACAACACGAUCAAAGCCUUGGCAUUCUUAUACAUUAUUUUACAAUGGUGGGCUGCCGUGUACUCGGAACACCAUUGGCGGGUAGACCUUUUAACGGGAAUGUUUUAUUCAUUGGGCACAUUUACAUUCUUUCACAGUUAUACCGGAAGCUUUCAAAAAAUGGACCAACAGUUUAUAAAAAGUCGGCAAAAGGGCGACUUGCGAGCCGGAACCACUGCUGGAAUGCGGCUUUUUGCCAAUAGCCGAUUUUCCAACUGGUUUGAUCCUCUCUCGUGA